AAUACUUUUAUCAGAGAAGUCAAGAGCACCAAUAUUGUUACUGAAAGAAAGAGUAGCUGUACACAGCACAGAGAGAGAGAGAUGUGGAGUGUUAAAAAAGAACGUUUCCCAGGUGUGGAGUGCAUGGAUACAACCGAGAGUCCAUGGCAGUGGUUUUACCUGGCUGAUUGUGGAAGGUGGCAUAAGUUUGAGGAAGACCAGGCGAUAUCCCUGACCAGCCAGGAUACUGAGAGGCAUUACUUGAGAGACUCAAAGGGAGUUCUUCAGAUAUCCGCAAGCAGAGGAUGCACCAGGGUGGAUUUCUCAACGAUGCUACAAACUGAUGUGCCAACAGGAAGGCAAAGACGAAUCCAAAGAUCCUGUAGUACAAACACAAAUCCAGGGUGUAGUUGUUUUACCUCUCCGCCAGUGUUCUGGGAAACGGCAGAUCCCACACUUCCUUACCAGGUCUUCCCUCUGAACAAAGACACACCGGAGUAUAAAACAGUGGCAGACUAUGUGGAGAAUGACGGGUUGCUGAAGAGACAUAUUCAAUCAAUCUGUAGAAUUCAGAACUCGGAUCUCUGGGAAUUCUACUGUAGGAAGAAGAUACAAUUGGCUCGAAUUCAAGGAGCUGCAGACGUUAAGGAAAAAAGAUUGUUUCAUGGAACCAGUGUCGACAACAUACACACAAUUUGCACUUACAACUUUGACUGCAGGUUAGCUGGAACCACUGCUCAUGUUUACGGCAAAGGAACAUACUUUGCAAAAUAUGCAUCGUACGCUAAUAAGUACAGCCCGUGGAACCUGAAGCCAUGGACAGUCUUUGGUCGUGCACCCCAAGACUUCUUGUGUGAGCGGACCAAAGUAAUUUUCCUAGCUCGAGUUAUCGUGGGGAAGAUGACUACUGGAAAACAACAUUACUCCAAGCCAGAUCACAAAAGUGCAACAAACUACCAUGAAAGCUGUGUAGACGACAUACAAAAUCCCCAAAUCUUUGUUAUCUUUGACUCCAAUCAGAUAUACCCAGAGUACUUGAUUCAGUACUACUAGUAGGAAUACUUGACUUUGGUGCGGCAUAAGAGAAAUUCGGUGUCUUCAUCCAUAUUUGUUGCACUGAAUCCGAAAACAGAAAAACUCAAAUUUAAUUUAAUACAAUUGUCCAGCAGAGGUCCCUAUGAACCUGCAGAAGAAAGAUGGACGGCAACUUCACGAAAACAAACCUGCAGGCAAUGUUUUCAAGAAUCUUCUCAUAUUAAUACAACCUGAAACAAAUCAGAAUCUCUCUACAGUACCACACAUACAGAUUUGGAGAAACUGACUAUUUUGAUUUGACUGUUUGACUUGACUAGCAGCCUUUUGUGUUUCACGGUCUAUCAGAUUUGUCUACCUGUAAACAACAUGUAUUAUUUCUUGAAGAUUUUAUAUGCAAUAUCCUACUCGAUUGGGAUCUUGCUUUCAUACAAGUGCUAUUAGUAAAAAAUACGAUUUUUUUACAUUUUUAUAUAUAAUUGAUUUGACUCUACACAAAACAGUUCCGCAACUCCACUGGACUGUUGCCAAGCAACACACUUUUUCCAUUAUAAAAGCGACAAGUGAUGUUGGCUUCUUGAAUAGAUAACAGUAGUUAAAGAUCCUGUAAAGCAAAUUCCAUUAUUUGCUUCUCAGUACAUUAUAUACGUAUAUUGAGUUCCUGAAAGCAUGUGCAAAGCGCAAAAACUUUGUCGCACUGAAAUGUGGAGUUAGACCGUAGAACAGUUUUGUUUCCGUUUUCAGAUCAGGUUUUAAUGGAAAGAGCCAAAAAAUGACGAUCUAUGUCACUUUGACCUAUCUACGUCAGAUCACAGACGGUGGCACUUGAACUUGAACAUAGGCUAUAGCAAAGAGUAGGCCUAUUGAAGUUCUUUGGCUAUAGGGCAGUUGUAGCCUACAGAACCCAGUGUGAACUCUGUAUGUCCUGAAUAUUGUUAGCUCCGUUCUACCUGCUCACACGGUUGCCCAGCAGAGAGGAAGUCUUUCAUCUCUUCAGGCCUCUGUAACUUCCUUCCCUAGUUUACGUUCGCCACUUGGGCGCUGCAGUCGCAGGUGUCGCUCCUGCUGUCUGAACUUACGGCUGGCGGAUAUGGAACACCAAAAUACAGAUGGCGCCAUUAUGUGUGGGAAACGUUCAUAUUGUUAAUAAAUGCAGGUUAUGGAUUUAUAUUUAUUUAUUAGGCCUUAGGGGAGUCAUUUGGCUGAGUGGUUAGGGACUCUGGCUAUAAAUCAGAAGUUUGCCGGUUCGAUUCCCAGCCACGCGAAAUGACGUUGUGUCUUUGGCAAAGGCACUUCACCCUACCUGCCUCGGGGGAAUGUCCCUGUUUACUGUAAGUCGCUCUGGAUAAGAGCAUCUGCUAAAUGACUAAAUGUAAAUUAAGCCUAUCUAUAGAGACUGAAUGAGAGAGGCAUGUUGUAGCUACUGAAGCAAACAUGUUAUUAUUUAAGAUGGUUCUUUCACUAACUGGUGAAGAAAUAAAUAUAAAUGUAGGCCUACAUGUAGCCUAUUUAUACUUUACCCUCGCCUAUUAAAAGCUGAAAGAGUGUGUUUGUGUGUAUUUGUUGGGUGGGUUGUGUUUGAAAGACAUAUUACACUGUUAGUUUCAGUGUUCGUGUUUAUGUUUGGUAUUUUGACUUAAAGGCCUAUACUUAAGGAAUUAAGGCCUACUAUUAUGUGUACUGUUUUGGCCUAUCAAAGUAACGAAUAUAUCCAAAGGCAAAACUGUAACCCUAGGCUAUAGUAGGUCUAUGUUCCAUGUUAUUGCCACAGAACGCUUUUAAACAGCUUUUUGAAUUCUUAUAUCCUUUAUCCUUUUGAACCAUCAAUCUGAAUCUUGGCAGUAGUUGUACCCACAUUAGUAUUCCUCAGGGUGGUGAAAAUAAUGAACCGAAUCAGCUACAUUGUUAACCUCAAUUGAAGUAGGCCUAAUGAGUAAUGUGCUAUGUAUGAAAUUGCUAAAAACUGCAUCAUUAAGAAACGAGUGCUAUGAGAACUAUUUAACGCUUACCGCAGGCAAAUCCUAAUCCUAUGCACCAGGUUUGAAACUAUUAGCACUAAACUGCCACCCUCUACUCUACCUAGUGCAUCCUGUGUUUUCUGAUCCCAGCUGUGUGUGGGUGUGACAGAGACUGCAGGAUUUUUCAAACCCUGUUAGAUAUUUACCGCCUGCAGAGCUCAAAGUCAGAAGUCCUGUUUGAUCUCGUUGAGAUCAGUCGGUGGAGCCCUAUUGAUGAUUUGGGCAUGCCAAAAAAUAUAAAAUAAAUAAAUAAGUCAAGGUCGACAGUCAGAAAGCAUCAAAUUAACUAUCAGAGUUUGCGUGUGUGUGCGUCCAUUAGGGCCUAUCUCUUAUUAAAUAAUCAGCUCAACUUUCACUAUGUUCUGUUUGAAAGAUCAGAUUUCCAUGGAAAUUACCAUUUAGAGAAAAGAUGCAGGAUUGUUGUGUUCCCCUACCUUGUCAGAAAACACGCAUUGGUUUGAGAACGUGUGUUUAUUUACCAAAAUCUGAAUCGGCAUUCUAUUUCACACAACACACGAAAGAGCCUACAUAUUCGUAAUAAUUUAACAAAAACAUCUGUUAGGCCUAUAUCUCCGUUUCUCUUGUCAUUUCUACAAAAAGCAAGCUGUUCACAAUAACAAUCACCUGAUUUCCCUGAGCAGAGGAGGAAAUAACCAUGGCCUUAUGACACUAUGUUGGUCUGUUGGUCUGUCUGUCUGUCUGUGUUUGUGUGUGUGUGUGGGGGGGGGAACUGUCAGAGCCCUAGGCCCUAGGGCCUAAUAUAUUCUAAAAAUAUGUAUUUUAA
Messenger RNA from Osmerus eperlanus (European smelt), 3813 nucleotides. Its product is annotated as protein mono-ADP-ribosyltransferase PARP11-like. The transcript has 7 exons. The coding region runs from base 82 to 1032 and encodes 316 amino acids. The record is from RefSeq and is a predicted model, not a curated record. Gene Ontology annotation, cellular component: nucleus. Gene Ontology annotation, molecular function: NAD+ poly-ADP-ribosyltransferase activity; NAD+-protein mono-ADP-ribosyltransferase activity. Lineage: Eukaryota; Metazoa; Chordata; Actinopteri; Osmeriformes; Osmeridae.